This is a messenger RNA of Ylistrum balloti, 465 nucleotides long. RefSeq lists its product as uncharacterized. NCBI's taxonomy places the organism in Eukaryota, Metazoa, Mollusca, Bivalvia, Pectinida, Pectinidae. Bases 1 to 465 code for a protein of 154 amino acids. The record is from RefSeq and is a predicted model, not a curated record. The transcript is spliced from 2 exons.
AUGAUCAAGGUGUUCAUUCGGAUCGUGUUUAUUACCUGUAUAGGUCAUGUGAUUGUUUCAGCAGCUGGGACAUGUAACGCAGCACCGAAAUGUGUUUGCGAGUUUCCGGAUGGUAAAACACUUCCUAUUGAACCUAACACGGCAGGAAAUGAGGCUUUAGCGGGAACAGUCGGGGCGCUCAGUUCUCUUAUCGCUACAGGAAGUGGAUUUGGGAUAUGGUAUAUUUGUAAAAAGCGAAGUCAAGCGGCAAAAUUAGGGAGGUCUUCGUUGAGUCAUUCUGAUCAGUCUUAUGAUCCCAAUAAUCCUCCACCAUAUUCGGAGUUGCCUAGGAAACGGCCUGAAUCAGUUUCCACUUUGAGUCAGGAGUUCCCUCGCCAGGAAUCAGUAAGAAAUACGAAUGUCUACAGAAUCGGAAGUCGUAUGUCGUCUGCUCAUUAUCAAGGGGCGAGGAGUGACUGGAUGUAA